Messenger RNA from Sparassis crispa, 1350 nucleotides. RefSeq lists its product as hypothetical. Gene Ontology annotation, molecular function: nucleic acid binding. The record is from RefSeq and is a predicted model, not a curated record. The transcript has a single exon. The coding region runs from base 1 to 1350 and encodes 449 amino acids. Lineage: Eukaryota; Fungi; Basidiomycota; Agaricomycetes; Polyporales; Sparassidaceae. Gene Ontology annotation, biological process: DNA integration.
AUGACAAAGUCCCUCUGCACGAUGCCCAAUUCCGUACUCACCUCCACCACUGCUGCAACACACUUAUCCGUAUCCUCUGGCCCCGCGUGGCUCAAAGCCAUCUGCAUCAGCUACGACAUGGAUAAAUGGUGCACCAAACUGUGUGCGACUGUUGGAUCACUCGGUAUUCGUGAGGACAAUGGACUCCUCUACAUGGGUGACUGCCUCGUAAUUCUGCGCACACCAGAAAUCCGGGAAGGGAUUUUUUGGCUCGCGCACGAUGCGCUUGGACACUUUGGCUUUGACAAGUCCUAUGCUGCCAUUCGCGAUGCCUACUACUGGCCGAACAUGCAUAAGGAACUUGAACAGAUGUACGUCCCAUCCUGCGAGGACUGCCAGCGGAACAAGUCCUCCACCCGGCGUCCGCCAGGCCCGCUUCAUCCUCUUCCUGUUCCUCAUAAUCGCUGCGACAGCAUAGUCAUCGACUUUAUUGGUCCCCUCCCUGAGGACGAUGGUUUCAACUGUCUUGCAACUGUGACUGACUGUCUUAACUCUGACAUUCGUCUGAUCCCCACUCGCACUGAUGUCUCCGCCGAAGAGUUCGCGUCCCAAUUCUUUGAUCAUUGGUACUGCGAAAAUGGUCUCCCCCUCAACAUUGUCUCCGACCGUGACAAGUUGUUCAUCUCCUCUUUCUGGAAAGCACUACAUCGUCUCACAGGCGUCAAGCUGAAGAUGUCAUCUGCUUACCACCCGCAGACUGACAGUUCAUCUGAAUGCUCCAAUAAGACCGUGAUCCAAGCACUGCGAUACCAUGUCUCAUGCAAUCAACGUGGAUGGGUCCGCGCACUCCCAUGCGUUCAUUUCUGUAUCAUGAAUAUGGUUAAUGAAUCCAUGGGAUUCUCGCCUUUCCAGCUCAAAAUCGGCAGGUCACCUCGCCUCAUUCCGCCACUCUUCGAAUCAUCGUUGGCGGACGAUAAUUCCGCAGAGGCUGAUCGUGCAUCCAUCUUGAUCCGGCAAAUCGAGACCAACGUGCUUGAAGCUAAGGACAAUCUCUUCCUCACAAAGGUGAACCAGGCGGCACUGGCUAAUCGUACUCGAGGGAACGAGAUUAUCUACUCUGUUGGCGACAAAGUCCUACUAUUGACCUUCCAUCGACGGCGAGAUUAUAUGCAAUGCGGUGACCACCGUGUCACCAAAUUUAUGGUUCGAUUUGAUGGUCCGUACUCUGUUUUACAUGCAUACCCUGAAUUUUCUGCAUAUACGCUCGACCUCCCUGAUUCCAUGAAAAUCUUCGCGACCUUCCAUUCCUCUCUUCUCAAACCUUGGCACGAGAACGACGCAAGUCUCUUCCCAUCCCGAUCUCACAGUUAA